AUGUCCAGACGGCUAGGACGACCAGCGAAGAAAAGAGAUUCUCAGUCACGGCUAAGAGAAAACUAUAACAGUCCCGCCCAACAGCAGCCAGCAUUGGACUACCAGGAGCACGAAAAGAAGGCGCCAAAGGUGGCAAAGAGAAAACACCACCACGCAAGCACAGAGGCCGGGACUCAGACGCCAAAUCAGGGCAUGAAGAGCGUCUCCGAGGAAAUUGGGAACAAAGUGCAUACGCCAAUGAUUUCUGACGAAAUUUCCAUAUUUGAUAUGGACAUUGCAUCCGAAGUCUGGUUGCAAGAAUUGAUGUCGGCUCAAUUCAACGAACCUGUCAUGAAUUCCAUUGACACCGUAGAUGAUAACGAAAAUAUCGACCUUGAUGAUCUCAUUGAUCCAGUUGAUAACUCCAAAUACCCAGGUCCAUUUGUUGGCUAUUCUGGCACGGACUCGUUUCCUUCAUCGAUUAUGAUGGUAUCUGAACCAUCGUCAGUGAAUCCAGUUGCAAGCAAUUGUCUUACCGGUUUCCAAGGACCUCAGGACGCGGCGGGAGUACCGUCAAUUUCUCAACAGCUGGAUUCCUUUUCUUCAUUCUACACAUCGAGUAUGGAACGAAAAGAAACACAGUCUCAAUCAGACCUAUGGGCCAUGAGCGGCGUCCCAAAUUCAAGCAUAUUCAUGGACUCAUACAAUCACAAAAAUCCAUUUGAAUCCCCAGAAGAUAGUAUGUACUCUUCGGAGGAACUUGAGACUGAGUUGAUACCGGCAACGCCAAAAGGCUGCAGUUGUACACCGGACACCUGGUCAAUAGGGGAGUUGGUCCGAGCUGGGCUGGAGCAGAGUAAAGAGGAGACCGAUAUUGAUAGUCUUUUGGCAUACGAAAAGGAGCUUCAGCGACAAGCAGAAUCGAUUCUGCGAUGCAGAGUUUGCUUGAAAACAGAGUCUCGCGCUAAUCUGCUCAUGAUCUUUAUUGUGAGCAUUGAUAGCCUCUUGACCACGCUAGAGACAACUGCAACAUCUGCCAAAUCGUAUCUACAAGAAGACGAAGUUCUUUCGAAUUUACAGUGCGGGAUCAGGAAACAGAGAGAUUCCCAGAACUGUCUUGGCUUUCACACGGAAGCGUGCCCUUUACUUGUGGGAACUUUUCAAGUUCCCAUGGAAGACAAGACUUGGUUCAUCUGGCGCAUGCUGCAGACACGACUAUCUAUGCUGCUAUCCACAAUUCGGCGCAUUCGGGCUUAUAUACAAGAUCUCUUCACCACCACGCCUUAUAGGGGUCGAUUGAUGAUGAUCAUGGAGACAGACCGACGGCUGCAGUUGGUUUUAAUGAAGAUCAGAGGGUUGACUGGUUGA
This is a messenger RNA of Penicillium lagena, 1347 nucleotides long. RefSeq lists its product as uncharacterized. The record is from RefSeq and is a predicted model, not a curated record. The transcript has 2 exons. The coding region runs from base 1 to 1347 and encodes 448 amino acids. NCBI's taxonomy places the organism in Eukaryota, Fungi, Ascomycota, Eurotiomycetes, Eurotiales, Aspergillaceae.